GCUGGCCCGAACGCCUCGAGGUCGCGGCGUUCCCCGGCGCCUCGGGCCGCCCUCCAGUAGCACUGCGGACGCGCUCCCGGCCAUGCGGGCGCUGCGGGCUGCCCUGACCCUGGCGCUGGGCGCCGGCCUGGGCGCGGCGGCCGAGGGCUGGCGGCGGCGGCGGGCAGAUGCGCGGCCGGCGCCGGGGCUGCUGGGCCGGCUGCCAGUGCUGCCCGUGGCGGCGGCGGCCGAGCUGCCCGUCGUGCCCGCCGGACCCGGGGCCCUGGCGGGCAGCGGCCCCGGCGAGCUGGCCAAGUACGGGCUGCCCGGGCUGGCGCAGCUCAAGAGCCGCGAGUCGUACGUGCUGUGCUACGACCCGCGCACCCGCUGCGCGCUCUGGGUGGUGGAGCAGCUGCGGCCCGAGCGGCUCCGCGGCGACGGCGACCGCCGCUCGUGCGACUUCCGCGAGGACGAGUCGGUGCACGCGUACCACCGCGCCACCAACGCCGACUACCGCGGCAGCGGCUUCGACCGCGGCCACCUGGCCGCCGCCGCCAACCACCGCUGGAGCCAGAAAGCCAUGGACGACACCUUCUACCUGAGCAACAUCGCGCCCCAGGUGCCCCACCUCAACCAGAAUGCCUGGAACAACCUGGAGAAGUACAGCCGGAGCUUGACCCGCACCUACCAAAAUGUCUAUGUCUGCACAGGGCCGCUCUUCCUGCCCAAGACAGAGGCUGAUGGGAAAUCCUACGUGAAGUACCAGGUAAUCGGCAAGAACCACGUGGCAGUGCCCACCCACUUCUUCAAGGUGCUGAUCCUGGAGGCAGCAGGCGGGCAAAUCGAACUCCGCUCCUAUGUGAUGCCCAAUGCGCCUGUGGAUGAGGCAAUCCCGCUGGAGCGCUUCCUGGUGCCCAUCGAGAGCAUUGAGCGGGCCUCGGGGCUGCUCUUUGUGCCAAACAUCCUGGCAAGGGCCGGCAGCCUCAAGGCCAUCACUGCAGGUGGCAAGUGAGGGCAGCAGCCCAGCCAGACGGAGGGGGUGUGGGCUGGGUCGGAUUAAAGAUGGUUAUUUUUGGAGAAC
Molecule: messenger RNA, 1060 nt
Organism: Eptesicus fuscus (big brown bat)
Lineage: Eukaryota; Metazoa; Chordata; Mammalia; Chiroptera; Vespertilionidae
Gene: ENDOG
Product: endonuclease G
Exons: 3
Coding region: 83-991 (302 amino acids)
Biological process (GO): apoptotic DNA fragmentation
Cellular component (GO): mitochondrial inner membrane; nucleus
Molecular function (GO): metal ion binding; nucleic acid binding; RNA endonuclease activity
Source: RefSeq, a predicted model, not a curated record